AUGCUUCGAAUUGCAGUUUCAGCACCAGCAAGAGUUACAGUGGCUCGUUCCCUGCCGUUUCGGUGUAGCGCGACUCUACGAUUAUUCCAUAGUGGUACCAUUGUAAGUGCAUCAGAAGAUUCGGAAAAUGGUAUGGGCCAACUUUUCUCGAAGCAUGGAAAAAAACUAAAGCCUAAACAGGAUCACUUUGUUGUAUUGACUCCACGCGAGACUGGUGUUAUAAGGUUGCCCAAGAGGUCUCGUGUACAGAAUUCAAGAGCUUCUCUCUCUGUUCUCGAAGGGUAUGAUCUAAAAAGACACUCAGAAAAGGAUACUAAGUUUUCACAAGUUCAGGAUCUGGAUAUCCUUUCUAAUAUACAGGAGACUACUGAUAGAUUAAUGCAGUUCAAAGAACAGGAAGAUAAUGAAGAAAUGGCCAAGGCAAUUGAGGCUUGUAAGCCAUCUUCUAAUACUAUUUCGGAAAAAAGAUACUUCCAAUUGGAAAAGGUGUUGGAUGAGCAAUUCACUCUACAACAGCUAAGAAAUUACUGCUUCUUAAAGCAUGGGACCCGUAAAUCUAGAGUUCCAAAAAAAGAUUUAAUUCCAAUGAUUAUCAAUAAGUUUUGGAAGUGCACUAUCGAUCACAAUAAGAGUGAAUUUGAAGAUUUAGUCGUCGAAAAUGAAAUUCUUCUCGAGAAAAGAGAUCUAUAUCUUUUAUUGCUAACCAAGAAUGGUCGGAUUUUACAGAACUUAUCCAGAAUAGGGGCUACUAUUGCAGUUUUACCAGAACAGAAUAAGCUUGUGGUACGUUGUCCAUCCCAACUUUUUAGAUAUGUGGAAGUGUCCAUCACUAAGAUUUUAGAAAAUAUUGUAUCUGAUGAUUUUUGCAUCAAAGAAUUUGUUAAAAACCAUUCAUUAGUGGGAGAAACUGCCUCUAUGACACCUUUAGAAAUGAUGAACCUACUUCAAACGCAGUCACCUAGUUAUAUCGAAGUUACUGAAGAUGAUAAGUAUAGAAUCAGCACAAUAGGUAAUAAAAGUUUGAAAAGUAUCAACUCUCUACUCCUUUGGAUUCUUAAUUACGAACCCCAAAUCUCUCAAUCAGUUAUAAACACACAGUCUGAUUCAAGUGAUGCGAGAGCUGAACGUUACAGAGUUGGUAACUACAACUGGAUAAAUUGGGUUGCAAGAAGAAAUUCGUGGUUUAGAUUGCAAAACCCUGUUCCUAUUAAUCAAGAUCAAAAUCAAGAAAAAAAACCUGAUCUUUCAGAGAAGAUUGACUCUAUAUGGGACGCUUUGAAACUGGAAAAGACAAAAUGUGCAAAACCCCUUGCGUACAAUGAAUCUCGUUCUCUAACAGUGACUUUAGGUCAUGUACUCCAAUCUGAGGAUAAUUCUAAUACACUCUUCCAAAGUAAGGUUGCUGAGGUGAUACCUAAAGUUCUCAGACUACCUUUAUGGGAAGAGAAUGUUUCUGAAGAAGAUAUGCUAACUAUGGAUCAACAUUUGUACUUGGUUCAAAUGAAAUUCGUACCAAACCUAGCAAGUAUACAAUACAAAGUUAAUGUGCCGCCUGUAGAGGUAUGGUUUACAUUGGACGAAAUGAAUUAUGCAGACCUUUCAACUGUCAGCUGUAUUCAUCACUAUGCGGACUCGGCCGCACUCUUACAAACACCAUCUUUACCUUAUGAUUUCAAAAUAUCACAAACUUCAACUAUUGAUGUGAUUCCAAAAGACUUAGAAAGCGCUGAUGUGUUUGAGUGGUUAGAAAAAGAACAACCAGGUUUCAGGAAGUUUUUACAGGAUGCACAUCUCACAUUUUCUGACGCUAAAAAGCCUCGUUACCCACAAUCAUUCACUCUAAACGUUAAACUUGAAGGUAAUUCUGAGCCUCAGCCGAUCGAAUAUAACGCUAUGGGCUACUUCAAACAUCGGGUGUUGAGAUUCAGGUAUAAAGACAAGUACCUAGUACAUUACUCAGAAACAAACGGUGGUCCCUUAGGUGGAAUUACCUCUUCUGUUGAUUUCAUUAAUCUAUCAGAAAACAUCGAUAAGCAAACGGUCCACGAAUUGCUUGAUGAUGUCAUUCAGUUCUAA
Molecule: messenger RNA, 2076 nt
Organism: Kluyveromyces marxianus DMKU3-1042
Lineage: Eukaryota; Fungi; Ascomycota; Saccharomycetes; Saccharomycetales; Saccharomycetaceae
Gene: SLS1
Product: Sls1p
Exons: 1
Coding region: 1-2076 (691 amino acids)
Cellular component (GO): mitochondrial inner membrane
Source: RefSeq, a predicted model, not a curated record